AUGUCCGGCGUAGACGGUCAGAGCGCGACCGUUGAGUCGCGACAAAGUUCUACUUACAAUGAACCGGAUAACCGGGUAGAAGAGAAAACCGUACCGACGGCUUCGCUCGUUUUGGACAUCGAGCAUGCGCUCGUGAAUGACGACCCUCGAAAAUGGUCUAAAGGUCGCAAGUAUGCAAUUGUUGCUGUAAUUUCUUCUGCGUCCGUGAUAGCAGGUCUGGGUGCAAAUAUUUACAACCCUGCUAUAUCUCAGAUUGAAUCUCAACUGCAUGCUACGAGCGGGCAGCUCAGCUUGACGCUUUCGCUCUUCAUCUUAAUUCAAGGAGGAUUUCCCUUUCUAUGGAGCGCAAUCAGCGAGGUCCAAGGCCGGAAACUGGUCUAUCUCGUGUCAAUCGCCCUUUGUAUGGUGGGAUGUAUCGUUGCAGCGACCUCAAAGACCAUCCAAGUAUUGAUAGGUAUGCGGUGCCUACAAGCAGCAGGCUCAAGCGCCGUCAUGUCCAUCGGUGCCGCAACGCUCGCGGACAUCUACGAGCCCCACGAAAGAGGGACGAUGAUGGGUAUUUACUAUUGCGCUCCUCUUUUGGGUCCGUCACUGGGACCCAUUCUGGGUGGCGCGCUGACACAAGGGUUCAAUUGGCGCGCGACGUUCUGGUUCCUCGUUAUCUUUACCGGACUCUGUUUUUUGUCAUUCUUGCCCUUCAAGGAUACGUUCCGUAAGGAACGCAGCACGACUUACCAGUCUGUGCUUAAGCGCGUGCUAGAGCAGGCUGCGAAGAAGGCUGAGUUGUCCGCUACUGAAUCUACCGCUGGCGGCAGAGAGAAGCAACAAGCUGUUAACGAGAAGAGAGAUAGCGCUGCUACAGUCGGGCCAGCGGACACGGAUUUAGAGAGGCAGGACCAGCAGGAUGAUGCGAUUGAAGUUGCCGUAAAAGAGGUGAAGGUGUCGCUAAAGGACGUUAACCCGGUGGUCCCCAUCAUCCACGUACUCCGUAGGAAGAACAACCUCGCUAUCCUUUUUGGAUCCGGUCUUCUGUUCGCAUUCAACUACAGCAUCACUUACACCGCCUCUCGGACGCUCGCAAACAAGUAUCAUUACGACGCGCUCAAAAUCGGUGUCGUCCUUCUGGCGUAUGGUGUCGGUUGUCUCUGCGGUAGUAUCCUCGGCGGGCGUUGGUCCGAUCUCGUUCUGGCUCGAGUCAAGGCGAAACAUGGUGGCAAGAGCUUUGCAGAGAUGCGCCUAGAAAGCACAAAGAUAUUCAUGCUUUUCUUUCCGCCGUCCAUCGUCGCGUACGGCUGGGUGUGCGAGCAACACGUCAACGUUGCGGCCAUCUGCGUCAUGCUCUUCCUCUCUGGGUUCUUCCAGAUAUGUAUCUAUUCGAGCACCCUCGCUUAUAUCGUUGACUCGAACGUUGGGCGCUCGUCCUCGGCCGUCGCGACGAAUAGCUUCUUUCGGGGACUCUUUGCAUUUAUCGCUACGGAAGUGGCGGUACCGCUCCAGAACUCGAUUGGGGAUGGAGGCUUGUACUCGCUCUGGGCGGGCCUGAUGGUAGUCUCGGAGCUGCUUAUCCUCCUCGUCUGGUGGAAAGGUUCCAAGUGGCGCGAGCAGGCGAUCGCCAGAGAGGCGCGCUCGAGCAAGACGUAA
Molecule: messenger RNA, 1641 nt
Organism: Sparassis crispa
Lineage: Eukaryota; Fungi; Basidiomycota; Agaricomycetes; Polyporales; Sparassidaceae
Exons: 11
Coding region: 1-1641 (546 amino acids)
Biological process (GO): transmembrane transport
Molecular function (GO): transmembrane transporter activity
Source: RefSeq, a predicted model, not a curated record